AUGGCAGAAAAAAGGGACUCACCAAACUCCCUUGCGGGCCACCCAGUCCGCUCCUCAACCCACGUUCAAUAUCUCAACGACAAAGAGAUUGACGAAUUUCUCGACGACCUCGACCACAAUGGGGAUGGUUACAUCAACUACGAAGAAGUCGAGAGGAAGCUUGACGAAACCCAUCAUGAACUCGUUCCCAAGCCGAGUUCCCAUCACGUCAUACGGCGCGACCACGAUGGCGAAGACGACCGCGCUCGACAUGCUUUUUUGAGGAGUAUCAUGGGUUCCGAUGCUGAGCGCAUUCCAAGGAACGACUUUUCCAAGCUCGUUCGUCAGUGGAGAAUCCCGUCCCUACAACAAGCCAAGAAGGAGGAAGAGGAUGAGAAGAGCUACAUCAAGCGUCUGCCGGGAUGGCGAAGGAUUCGUGCCUACUGGGCAGUCCACGGCCCAGAGAUUGUCUUUAUCGGCCUGGUCAUCUCUUUGCAAUGCGCCUUUGGUGUGUGGCAGCUUGUCAAGUACCAAACUACUCCACAAUAUCGGGCUGCUUUCGGCUGGGGCGUCGUCAUGGCCAAGACAUGCGCCGGAGCUCUAUAUCCGACCUUCUUCUUCCUCAUCCUGAGCAUGUCGCGGUACUUUUCCACAUGGCUACGCAGGUCGUAUCACAUCUCACGCUUCCUGAACUGGGACCUGUCUCAGAAGUUUCACAUUCGCAUCUCCUGCGUUGCCAUCCUCCUCGCGACAUUGCACGCGCUUGGCCAUCUGACAGGCUCCUUUGUGCACGGUAGCGACCGAGCGAACGAACAAGAGGUUGCCGAUGUACUUGGGCCUGAUAUGGUGCCUCGUCCUUAUGUCGAAUACGUGCGAUCACUGCCUGGCUUCACGGGAAUUACAGCUCUUGGCCUAUUUUAUCUGCUCUCAAUCUUGAGCAUCCCUCAGGUUCGCAGGUGGAACUACGAGAUCUUCCAGCUGGGCCACUUACUCAUGUUCCCGAUUAUCGGCCUGAUGAUGGCACAUGGCACUGCUGCAUUGCUUCAAUGGCCCAUGUUCGGCUACUUUCUUGCCUUCCCAACGCUUCUCGUUAUUGUUGAGCGAAUCGUGCGAGUCUUCCUAGGAUUCCAUCGCAUCAACGCCACCAUGAAAGUUUUGGACAAGGAGACUGUUGAGAUCACAGCUGUCAUUCCGAGUGAGCGGCUUUGGAAGUACAAGGCAGGCCAGUAUGUCUUCCUUCAAGUUCCACAGAUCAGCUUCUUUCAGUGGCAUCCCUUCACGGUUUCUUUCUGUCGUGGUCAGAAGAUGAUGUUGCAUAUCAAGACGGAUGGCAACUGGACGGGGAGACUACGUCAACUGGGAGGUGAAUCGGGCGAAUGCAACAUUGAGAUCGGGAUCAAUGGGCCAUUCGGCGCUCCAGCACAGCGCUUCUAUGACUUCAGCCACUCCAUCAUCAUCGGUGCUGGUAUUGGAGUCACUCCCUUCUCGGGCAUCCUCGCUGAUCUUCAAUACAACGAUGAUCUGGACCACGGCGGCCCGGGUAAUGAUGCACCGCGCGGUCGUCAUGACUCGGAUGCUACUAUCAACGACACUUCGAUUCAACCAGAUCAACACUCCCAACGAGACGUGCUGAAUGAAGGCAAGAAGCCCCAGGCUGAGAAAUCGCACACAUUCUCAGAAGACUAUCGCCGCGUGGACUUCCAUUGGAUGGUUCGCGAUCGAAACUACCUCCGAUGGUUCUCCGAUCUGCUCAACGACGUCUCGCGUAGUCAGGAGUGGCAUCGUGAGCACGAGAUACACCCCCACCUCGACAUCCGCAUCAACACCCAUGUAACAGCAAAGCGCAAGGAUAUCUCUACCCAUGUUUAUCGCUGGUUACUUGAGAUGCACCGUACCGAGGAGCAUCCUGCCUCCCCUCUAACUGGUCUGCUGAAUCCCACUCACUUUGGUCGUCCGGAUUUUGAGAAGAUUCUUGAUGAGCACUAUGAGGAGAUGCUCAAGUUUCGGGCUAGCAAGCGAAUGCAAGAAAGAGAAAAGACUAGCGAGUCGGAUGAGGAAGACGAAGAGUUAAAGGUGGGCAUCUUUUACUGCGGUGCGCCAGUUGUUGGUGAAAUCCUGGCAGACAAGUGUCGUGAGCUCUCCACAAGAGGGCGUCAAGAUGGAAGCAAGCUAGAGUAUCACUUUAUGAUUGAAGUAUUCGGUUAA
Messenger RNA from Fusarium keratoplasticum, 2184 nucleotides. RefSeq lists its product as uncharacterized. The transcript has a single exon. Gene Ontology annotation, molecular function: calcium ion binding; superoxide-generating NAD(P)H oxidase activity. Gene Ontology annotation, cellular component: NADPH oxidase complex; plasma membrane. The record is from RefSeq and is a predicted model, not a curated record. Bases 1 to 2184 code for a protein of 727 amino acids. Gene Ontology annotation, biological process: superoxide anion generation; defense response. Lineage: Eukaryota; Fungi; Ascomycota; Sordariomycetes; Hypocreales; Nectriaceae.